Molecule: messenger RNA, 2691 nt
Organism: Scophthalmus maximus (turbot)
Lineage: Eukaryota; Metazoa; Chordata; Actinopteri; Pleuronectiformes; Scophthalmidae
Product: gamma-enolase-like
Exons: 13
Coding region: 515-1819 (434 amino acids)
Biological process (GO): glycolytic process
Cellular component (GO): phosphopyruvate hydratase complex
Molecular function (GO): phosphopyruvate hydratase activity; magnesium ion binding
Source: RefSeq, a predicted model, not a curated record
ACACGCACACACGCACACACACACACACACACACACACACUCACACACACACACACACACUCACACACACACACACACAGGAUAUUGUCACGUCUGAGUGUGAUGGUGGAGUAGGUUGGAUUAUGUAACUGUAUAUACAUCGACUGAACCCCACUGCAGAGAGGGAGGGAGGGAGGGAGGGAGGGAGAGAACCCGUCCUCCCUCCGUCUAUUUUUACCUCCCUGUCGGGCGACACCUCGUCCUCGUCCCUUCAUCCGACCCUCGGUCCAUCUCCUCCUUUUUAAUUAACCCUCCUCUUCUUGUUCUCCUCCUCUUCCUCUUCCUCUCUCCAUCUCCCUCUGAGUCAUCUCCCCUCCCCCUCUGUCACACAUCUCCUCCUCCUCCUCCUCUCUCUCUCUCUCUCGCUCCGUCUCUCCAGUAUUCUCUCGGCUGCGGUGAAAAGCCGAGAGCUCACACACACACACACACACACACACACUCGCUCACGCGCGCGCAGGCAGAGGCAGGCGGCAGGAUGUCGAUCGUCAGCAUCGUUGCCAGGGAGAUCUUGGACUCCCGGGGAAACCCCACGGUGGAGGUGGACCUUCGCACGGAGAAAGGUCUGUUCAGGGCCGCCGUGCCCAGCGGAGCGUCCACGGGCAUCUACGAAGCUCUGGAGCUCCGGGACGGAGACAAGAGCCGCUACAAGGGCAAAGGCGUCUUGAAGGCAGUCGGCCACAUCAACGACACUCUGGCUCCGGCGCUCAUCGCCUCCGGCGUCAGCGUGGCGGAGCAGGAGCAGCUGGACAACGCGAUGAUCGAGAUGGACGGCACGGAAAACAAAUCUCAGUUUGGGGCCAACGCCAUCCUGGGAGUGUCGCUCGCCAUCUGUAAGGCCGGUGCGGCGGAGAAAGACGUCCCCCUGUACCGCCACAUAGCCGACCUGGCCGGAAACACGGAGCUGGUGCUGCCGGUUCCUGCCUUUAACGUGAUAAACGGAGGAUCUCAUGCCGGAAACAAACUGGCCAUGCAGGAGUUCAUGGUUCUUCCCGUCGGAGCUGAAUCUUUCAAGGAGGCGUUGAGGAUAGGAUCGGAGCUGUACCACACCCUGAAGGGGGUGAUCCAGGAGAAAUACGGCCAGGACGCCACUAACGUGGGCGACGAGGGAGGCUUCGCCCCCAACAUCCUGGAGAACAGCGAGGCUCUGGAUCUGCUGCAGACGGCCAUAGAGAAGGCCGGCUUCACGGACAAGGUGGUGGUCGGGAUGGACGUGGCCGCCUCCGAGUUCUACCGCGACGGCAAAUACGACCUGGACUUCAAGUCCCCGCCGGACGCGGAGAGACACAUCAGCGCAGAGGAGCUGGCUGACAUCUACCAGGGCUUCGUCAACAACUACCCAGUGGUGUCCAUCGAGGACCCGUUUGACCAGGACGACUGGGAGGCCUGGUCCCGGCUCACGGCCCGGGUGGGGAUCCAGGUGGUGGGAGACGACCUGACGGUGACCAACCCCAAGAGGAUCGAGAAAGCUGCCGAGGAGCGAGCCUGCAACUGCCUGCUGCUCAAAGUCAACCAGAUCGGCUCCGUCACCGAGGCCAUACAGGCGUGUAAACUGGCUCAGGCGAAUGGUUGGGGUGUGAUGGUCAGUCACCGCUCAGGCGAGACCGAGGACACCUUCAUCGCUGACCUGGUGGUCGGACUGUGCACUGGACAGAUUAAGACCGGCGCCCCGUGCAGAUCUGAGCGACUGGCCAAGUACAACCAGCUCAUGAGGAUCGAGGAGGAGUUGGGCGACCAGGCUCGCUUCGCCGGCCAUAACUUCAGGAACCCGAGCGCACUGUGAAAACUGACAGACGGACAAACGAAUGACUCACACACACACACACACUCACAGACACACACACGCUGACAGAGCACGACAAACAGGGAACGAGCCAUGUACAAAGAGAGAUCAAACAGAUUCACGGGAAAAAAAGACACGAGCAAAAAAGAAAAGAAAAGGAAAAUAUGCACUGGACGUAUAUGUAGGAACACGAUGCUGUACGCACACACACACGCUCACGCACAUGCAGGGGAAUAUUAUAAAGAUAAAAAAUAAUAUUUAUAAGCCAGACAUGCACUGUUACUGUAGUUCUAAAGAGGACAGACCUGCAAAAAUAAAGAUUAUUGUUGUAAAAAAAACCACAAGAGAUGAACAAGUAGAUAUUCUAGAAUAAUGUAAACUGAAGCACGUGAAUGAAAGAGAAUUUUAAAAAAAACUUUUAACACCACAACAAUAACUAACAAUGCAUUUGCAGGAACACAAAUCAGCAGUUUCAGGGACGAGCGAAGAGGAAAAGAAACGUCACAAACACCUGAACACUCAACACACUCACCUGGACUCCGCCCACUCCCGCCCCGCCCCCUUUCUCUUUCUGCCCCGCCCCCUCUCCUCUUUCUUCUCGUCGUGUCCGACUCUCGGCUUCCGAACUCUUAUUUCUUCCCGCCCUGAUGUGAUUCUGAUUAUUUGUCGUUCAUGUUCGAAAAGCCCCAGAAGAAGAAAAAACCCCGAACGCCCCUUGUUCCUUCAGUUCUUCCUGAAUGUCCAUAGAUUAGCUGUGUUGAAAAAAAAACCCGAAAAAGAACCAAAAAAAUUUAACAUAACGCUUGUCAUUGAAACAAUGUGAAAAUAUGUGAAAUAAUAAAUACGGUAAUUUACAAUUUCAAUCACAGUCA